AUGAACCGGUUGGUAUUUCAAGGAGGCGGGUUACCUGAUGGAACUAAAGUAGUUUACAAGUCUCAUAGAAGGGAACUCUUAAAAGGUUACAAGUGGGGUCAUGGAAUAUUCUGUUUUUGCUGCAACACUGAGGUUAGCCCCUCACAAUUUGAAGCUCAUGCUGGCCAGGCUUCUCGCAAAAAACCAUAUGGAAACAUCUUUCUUUCAAAUGGUGUGUCACUCCAUGAGUAUGCAUCUUCUUUAAAGCUAACUGUUGGACACAAUUUAAAGAAGAAUGAUGAACUUUGUGGAGUUUGUAAGAAAGGUGGAGACUUAGUGCUCUCUGAUGGAUGCCCAAGGUCAUUCCAUGAAGAAUGUAUAUCUGACUCAAGUGCCCAUGAAGAAAAAUGGUUCUGCAAAUAUUGCAGAAACUCUAUGAAAUGUGUGGUUCAACAUUCAGAAUUUGAUCCAAUUGAGCAAAUUGCAAAACGUUGCAUUCAGAUUGUUUAUAAUCCUGAUAAAUGUGACCUGGUUGCAUGUUCUAUUUGCAGAGCCUAUGAUUUCAACACGGUCGGCUUCAAUGAUCAGAUUGUUAUUGUUUGUGAUCAGAUUUAUCCCCCUAAUCCAUUUUCCAUACCUUGCAGUGUGAGAGGGAAUAUCAUAUUGGCUGUUUUCAUUGAUUGCAACAGAAAUGCUUCAAUCCUAUUGUUGAUUCCAUUACUGGAAGUGGAUUUAUUCCAUCAAUGGCAUAUGGCCAAUUGGCAGACAAUGGGAGAUUCCGACUUCACAAGAGUUCAUUGUGCAAUGCUGACAAUAGAGUCAAAGGUUAUUACGGCUGGAAUGUUUCGUGUAUUUGGGGCAGAUGUUGUAGAGCUUCCAAUAGUUGCUACUAAUGAAACCAACCAAGGAAAGGGGUACUUUGAACUCUUUGAGAAGCUACUUGCAUAUCUUAAGGUUAAGAAGAUGGUGGUUCCAGCUGCUGAGGAUGUUAAGUCCAUGUGGAUUCAGAAAUUUGGUUUUGAAAAAGUAACCCCAACUCAGCGGAGGGAAUAUAGACAAACAUUGACCUCAAUGGUCGCAUUUCAAGGAACAUGCUUCUUAGAAAAGGAGGUGGUGGGGCCUCAUGGUGGAGUUACUUUUCAAGAUGGUUUCUGUUUCAGUCUUUCUAUGCAGAAGUAA
Molecule: messenger RNA, 1158 nt
Organism: Lactuca virosa
Lineage: Eukaryota; Viridiplantae; Streptophyta; Magnoliopsida; Asterales; Asteraceae
Source: the annotation of a GenBank genome assembly